Messenger RNA from Lepus europaeus (European hare), 944 nucleotides. RefSeq names its product charged multivesicular body protein 4B (gene CHMP4B). The coding region runs from base 86 to 760 and encodes 224 amino acids. The record is from RefSeq and is a predicted model, not a curated record. Gene Ontology annotation, cellular component: cytoplasmic side of plasma membrane; multivesicular body; ESCRT III complex. The transcript is spliced from 5 exons. NCBI's taxonomy places the organism in Eukaryota, Metazoa, Chordata, Mammalia, Lagomorpha, Leporidae. Gene Ontology annotation, biological process: vesicle budding from membrane; late endosome to vacuole transport via multivesicular body sorting pathway.
GCAGGAGCGGCCGGGGCCGGGAGCGGGCGCCGGAUCUGAGCCGAGCCGGAGCGGGCGGCGAAGGCCGGCGCGGCGAGCAGCAACCAUGUCGGUGUUUGGGAAACUGUUCGGGGCUGGAGGGGGUAAGGCCGGCAAGGGCGGCCCGACCCCCCAGGAGGCCAUCCAGCGGCUGCGGGACACGGAGGAGAUGCUAAGCAAGAAGCAGGAGUUCCUGGAGAAGAAAAUCGAGCAGGAGCUGACGGCUGCCAAGAAGCACGGCACCAAAAACAAGCGCGCGGCCCUCCAGGCUCUGAAGCGCAAGAAGAGGUAUGAGAAGCAGCUGGCACAGAUCGACGGUACGCUGUCCACCAUCGAGUUCCAGCGGGAGGCCCUGGAGAAUGCCAACACCAACACCGAGGUGCUCAAGAACAUGGGCUACGCUGCCAAGGCCAUGAAGGCGGCCCACGACAACAUGGACAUCGAUAAAGUCGAUGAGUUAAUGCAGGACAUUGCCGACCAGCAGGAGCUCGCAGAGGAGAUUUCCACAGCUAUUUCCAAACCUGUAGGCUUUGGAGAAGAGUUUGACGAGGAUGAACUCAUGGCUGAAUUGGAAGAACUAGAACAGGAGGAGCUAGACAAGAAUUUGCUGGAAAUCAGUGGACCCGAAACAGUCCCUCUACCAAAUGUUCCUUCUAUAGCCCUACCGUCAAAACCCACCAAGAAGAAGGAAGAGGAAGACGACGACAUGAAGGAACUAGAGAACUGGGCCGGAUCCAUGUAACUGGUCCAGCGCGGCUGGGCCCAGACAGACUCUGGUGGCCUGCACAGCGGGCAGGCGUGUGCGUGUGCGGGGCAGGCACAACGUGGUGCAGGCCGGCUCCACCGUUCUCGAAUCUCACUCCAAAGCAGUAGGGCCGCAUCACUGCUCACUCUCGCAUCGCAUGGCCUGCACCCUGUGGGACGGG